Plenodomus lingam JN3 is the source of this 699-nucleotide messenger RNA. RefSeq lists its product as uncharacterized. The record is from RefSeq and is a predicted model, not a curated record. NCBI's taxonomy places the organism in Eukaryota, Fungi, Ascomycota, Dothideomycetes, Pleosporales, Leptosphaeriaceae.
AUGGCUGCUGCCGGGAAGGACCAACUCGCUCAGAUUAUGGGAGAUAUCAAGGUGCAAACCCCGAAAAACAAAGAAGGGUACUGGAUAUGCCGAAGACAUGAAUUGUCCGUACCCAUCGGAAAUCUCACAUGCGGUGCAGAGAGUCAGGAACCCUGCAUGCGGACACGAUUGGAGGAUAUCUACGGAUCCAGGACCGAGGAUCCUAAAUGGGGCUGCGUGGGUUGCCUCAUUAAGGCAGCCGGCGAGUCUGAGUAUCCAUUCACGGUAUUGAAUAAGCCAUACCAGACAUACUGCAUACAUUAUCUGCACUGCGGAACUACAUACAAUCCGAAAACGAAAGAGGGCGCCUACUCCUAUUGGGCGUGUGGGAAGCAUAAAGGUGCGGGUCCGGUCCGUCGUAUCAAGGCGACACAUUAUGCCCAUUGUGGUGUUGAGAAGUGUCAAGUCGGCCUGAUAUAUGGGUAUACAUAUAAAGACUGGAUAUGGGCCCUUCCCGAGAAGCCCAAGGACAAAAAGGAUCUGGGAAAAUUGCAGUGGGCCUGCAGAUGCAAGGACACGCUGCAUGAAUGUGAUAAGCUGGUUUGUGUGAUGUGUGCACUUAGGCCCGAUCAUGAAGAGGCUACCUAUGUCGUCCGUUGCCUCAAAGCAGAGAAUCUCGAUAAGCAAGUAAAGACUGAUACGUCAAAACCUGUGAGAUAG